Molecule: messenger RNA, 687 nt
Organism: Saprolegnia diclina VS20
Lineage: Eukaryota; Oomycota; Saprolegniomycetes; Saprolegniales; Saprolegniaceae
Exons: 3
Coding region: 1-687 (228 amino acids)
Molecular function (GO): protein dimerization activity
Source: RefSeq, a predicted model, not a curated record
AUGAAAGCAGCACCGCGCACGGCGGCGUCGCCGGACGUGACGCUCCAGGUGAAGAACUGGCCGCUCGACAAGUUCAAGGAGCGGCACGGCUAUAACUACGACUACGUGUUUGUCUUCAAGGUCCACGACGAGGAGAGCACGCUCACGGAGGCGCAGACACUGUUCUCGAUGCGCCUCAUCCUCCAGCGGCUCGCGGGCGCCGGUCUCGAGACCAAGCUCUUUUACUCGUCGUCGCGCGAUCUCGUCUUCUGCAAGAUCCGCGCGUCCCUCCAGCGGCUCUGCAAGGAAGCCGACCGCAUCGACCUCAAGCUCGAGUUCGACCCCAAGGCGCUCAAAGAGCUGGCCGAGGCCGGCAACCCCGACCACAGCAUUGCCCCCAUCACAAUUGCGGAAGAGUGCGAUCUGACAUCCCGCGGGCCGUAUCAAAACAUCUUUGGCAAGUACGAUAUGGACGAACGGCUCCAACCGGUCUAUAAGAAGUACGGUCCGGUUGGCAAGCAGAUUCCGUUCCGCGGCGUUGACCGCAUCAAGCUCAUUAACUCGAUCAUUCAUGCCCACACGAGCGACGGGGGCUGCCAUCUCAACACGCAGAUGCUCGAGAUGAAGAAGUGCCUCGUCUCGAGCUUUCCGCUCCACGACUUUGACGAGCGCGACAAGCUCAACGAAAAGUGGAUCAGCUGGUAUUGA